Zasmidium cellare ATCC 36951 is the source of this 837-nucleotide messenger RNA. RefSeq lists its product as uncharacterized. Lineage: Eukaryota; Fungi; Ascomycota; Dothideomycetes; Mycosphaerellales; Mycosphaerellaceae. Gene Ontology annotation, cellular component: mitochondrion. Gene Ontology annotation, molecular function: ubiquinone binding. Bases 1 to 837 code for a protein of 278 amino acids. The transcript has a single exon. The record is from RefSeq and is a predicted model, not a curated record. Gene Ontology annotation, biological process: cellular respiration; ubiquinone biosynthetic process.
AUGAAGUCCAUACGACCGAUCACGUCAGCUCUCCAGCAAGCUACCCUCUCACAAUCAACCACAACAUGUCGAGCAGCAUGCCUCACCAACACCUUCACGCGACCCACGACCCGUAAACAACAACACCAACCCCAACGCCGACCCUUCGUCUCAGGCGCCUUCACCCCAAACCAAACCCUCACCGCCCAACGCACCCUCCGCUACCCCUCCAGCGUCAUCUACGACAUCAUCUCCGACGUCGCCUCCUACAGCCAAUUCGUCCCCUUCUGCCAAAACUCCCUCGUAACCAAAUACUCCUCCCCGGCGAGCGAUGGCAAGACCUACCCGGAAGAAGCCAAGCUCGUCAUCGGCUUCAACGACUCCAUCAGCGAGGAGUUCACGAGCCGCGUCUACUGCGUGCCCGGAAGAGCAGUGGAAGCCGUGAGCGGCGCGACGGAGAGCACACUCCACGGCGAGGAGAUUGCGCACCACAGCCCGCGACCCGCGGCGGAGCGUGAUCCGAGCAGGAAGGAUACGGUCAUGAGCCAUUUGCUCACGCGGUGGACGCUGAAACCGUAUCCGUAUAAACCUCCGCCUGCUGGGGCUACGCAUCCGGAUGGUGUGCAUAAGAAUCAUGAGGAGACGAGUCCGUUGCCAGGGCAGGAGAAGACGGAUGUGAAUUUGGUGAUUGAGUUUCAGUUCGCGAAUCCACUGUAUGCUGCGUUGAGCUCGGCGGCGGCGCCGAAGGUGGCGGAUAAGAUGAUUGAGUCGUUUGUGAAUAGGGUUGAGGCUGUUAUGGAUGGACCUGCGAAUGCGAGGGAUGCACAGAAGAGCAGCGUGUUGAAGAAAUCAACGUAG